AUGACGCUGCGAGUGUCCGAAGCCUCCGCAGACGCUGCAGCAAAACGGCAGCAGCAACAGCACGAUAAUGCUGCAGCAGAUGCGGCAGCAGCAGCAGCAGUAGCGCCAGAAGCAGAUGCUGCAGCAAAACGGCAGCAGCGACAGCACGUUAAUGCUGCAGCAGAUGCGGCAGCAGCAGCAGCAGUAGCGCCAGAAGCAGCCGCAACAGCAGAAGCAGCAGCAGCAGCAACAAACCUCUGCAUGAGAAUGAAGACUCCAGAGAAGGGGGAUAAGGAUUGCGUGGGGGCAGUUCCAGGCGGCAAGGCCCGGCCAGCCUGCAGCAGCAGCAGCAGCAACAGCAGCAGCAGCAGCACUAUGUCAAAGCAUUAG
Eimeria tenella is the source of this 369-nucleotide messenger RNA. RefSeq lists its product as uncharacterized. Bases 1 to 369 code for a protein of 122 amino acids. Lineage: Eukaryota; Apicomplexa; Conoidasida; Eucoccidiorida; Eimeriidae. The record is from RefSeq and is a predicted model, not a curated record. The transcript has a single exon.